Messenger RNA from Brienomyrus brachyistius, 2735 nucleotides. It is a transcript of the gene phyhip, whose product is annotated as phytanoyl-CoA hydroxylase-interacting protein. Lineage: Eukaryota; Metazoa; Chordata; Actinopteri; Osteoglossiformes; Mormyridae. The transcript has 5 exons. Gene Ontology annotation, molecular function: protein binding. Gene Ontology annotation, cellular component: cytoplasm. The coding region runs from base 345 to 1361 and encodes 338 amino acids. The record is from RefSeq and is a predicted model, not a curated record.
AGAGAGAGAGAUGUGAUAAGGGAGAGAGAUACAUGACCAUCUCUGUGAAAUGAAAAGAGAGAGACAGUGAGAGAGGGAAAGAGAGUGGAAUAGAAGAGAGUGAGAGCGGGAAUGAGAGAGUGAGAGAGACAGAGAGACAGAGAGAGAGAGGGGCGCUUAUUUUGCUUCCUAAUCGUUUUUCCUCAGGGAUUUAUCAUCCACUGCAGUGAAGAAAGCAAGAGGGUGAGAGAGGAAACAAAAAUCAUUUUAGGAGCAUUUACCACUUAGCUCUGUGGUCUCCCGUCUGGUUCGAAGAGGGAUUUUUAACUGUCUACUGCUACAGGCAGCACUGCUACAGCAAGUUCAUGGCGGAGAUGGACUCCCUCUCCACCCCAAACAACAUCCGCAUCUCCGACGUGACCUGCGACUCCUUCCGCAUCGGCUGGGACAUGGCACCAGAGGACAUGGGCCGCGUCACCCACUACUUCAUCGACCUGAGUCGCAAGGAGGGCAGGGACCCAAAUCGCUUCAAACACAGGGAUGUGCCGACCAAGCUGGUAGCCAAAGCAGGUGCCCUUCCCAUGGCUGUGCGGGGUCACUGGUUCCUGAGCCCACGGACCGAGUACUGUGUGGCGGUUCAGACGGCGGUGAGGCAGCCAGAGGGGGCUGACUACCUGGUGUCAGAAUGGAGCCAAGUGGUGGAGUUCCACACUGGAGAUUACGGUACAGUCCAUCUUCAGCAGCUUCUCCAUAAGGCUGAGGGUGCUGCCGGGAGACUUCUGAGGUUCUCCGUUUUCUACCGCAACCAGCACCCAGAAUACUUCCACUAUAUCAGGUCAUCGUGUGCGGGGGUGAUGUACCCCUCCCUCAAAGACAGCAGCGGUAGUCAUGGUUCUCCUAUCAACGGUACACUCAACGGAGUGUUUCUCAGCUGUAAUACAGAGUUCGACACUGGCCUGCCCCCCAGAGAUUCGCCCUAUGGCCCUCUGCGUUUCCAGAUCCCUGCAUCUCAGCUGCUGAACCCCUCCACUGCCUGCCUCUACUUUGCCGACUUCUACUGCAUGUACACCCCCUACCACUACGUCAUCCUUGUGCUGACCACUGCUGGCUCAGAGGGCGAUCGCUUUUGCCACGCCCACUUGCCCCAGCUGGACCUUGCGGCAAACCCCUUCCUGACAUACAACCCGCCACAGAGGGAGGGGGAGGAGCCGGUUUACUGCCACGCCCGCGACGUCAUCUUGGAGGUGUUCUACACGGAGCCACUGCACCUGGACCAGGGCACACUGGUGGAGAUCAGUGGUCACCAGCUGAUGAGCUUGUCCACCGCCAAUGCCAAAAAGGACCCCAGCUGCAAGGUGUGCAACAUCAGCGUUGGACGCUGAAUGAGAGGGAUGGAGAUCUCAGAGGGCUUAUCUCUCUAACAAUGUCAAAGGCCAAAAGCAGGGAAUGAAACACAACCUGACAAACUGGCAGACAGUCUGCCCUGUCAGUGUCUGUGCAUGGUUAUGGGGAUCCAGUGAGGGUGGAGAACUGGAUUUUUUAUUUUGAUUUUAUAUUUUUUGAUUCCCUCCUAUCACUCAAAGCAAAGGACACACCUUACAGUUUUACUCCUUAAUCAAGUUGCGUGUUUCUCCACUACUGCUGUCCGUGACUGCUAACCAUAACACUCCUGGAGUCCCAACCCUUUCCCAAAUCUAGAAUGCGAACCCUAACCCCCUGUGAAGCAGCAGGCCAGGGGCACAUUGGGGCCCCCCAACCCAGACCAAUCCUAUCAUGCUUCACUUUUUUUUAGGGCCCCUGUCACUCUGGGGCCCUAGGAAUUGUCCUAACUUUGUCCCGCGUUUUGGUGCCCAUGCACCAGGUCACAUAGCAGAAAGUCUUCGUUUUCACCUGCGUCUCCCUCCCCCUCCUCUGCAAACAUACCCAGGAACCGGCCAAACUGUUCACUGCUCGAUUCACCAGAUUCUUAACUGAUAAACCUCCAAAAUGUGGGCACCAGAUCUCGUCUACCAGGCGCAUAUUUGGUAUCACUGUAUAUACUAUGCAUAGAUUGCAUCCUGUACAGUCUUUCUGUUCAUUUUUCACUGUUGCUCCCUGCCUGUUCAAAAUAAUUAACUUCUCUUGACAGUGUUGUUUCAUAGUGCAGCUGCAGAUAUUUACAGAAAAAAAAACAACUCUACUGGCAUUCUUUAAACAAUGACUAUAGUCCACUAGCCAUGGACAGAAGAGGACUGAUGAACUGUCAGAGGUUUCAUCGACUCAAAUGCAUUGAGGAAAUCAUGAAUGUCAGAAUGCUUAUUUCAUCGUCUUACAAAAUAUAUGCAUGCAUGGUUAGUCUGUUUAGAUGUAUGUGAUUUAUAUUUUGGAAAAAGAGAGGAUAAUAUGUAACGUAAAGAUAAAAUCUAUUUGCAUCUGCUGGCCUCCAGCCAUUAAGCAAGCUCUUCGGCUUCUUGACAAAAGAUGUCACAGACGGCUGUACUGCCUGUGUGGAAAUUGAGAAUCUGAAAGCGACGGACAUACCAAGGUGCUAAAUCAUCUGAUCUACGAGGUAGAAAUUUUAACCUUCCUACAUGAGGUGCCAGCCGUAGAUUUCGGACGUAGCAUCCCUCUCUUUCUCUAAGCUUUUAUGUCAGAUCGAGGACAUCUGUGUAUCGGUCAUGCUAACGAGCACUUUUAGUCUAACAGAGACGCAUCAUCCACCAGUAGUAUUUCAAUAAGGCCGUAACAAAUAUUCACACAAUAAAGCUAGGAUGAGU